AUUUCCAUUUUCCACCAAAAAAGAAAAAAGGAGAUGAUUCCCAUUCAGUACAAAAAAGCCUUCUCUCUCAAUCUCAUCUUCUCUCUCUUAAUUCUCUCUCUUCUAGUGAUUUCUGAGGCAUGCCAUGCAGUAGACAAACAAGCACUUCUACACUUCAAGCACAACAUCAUUUCCGACCCUUCAAAACUCCUCCAUUCAUGGAAUCCUUCCUCUGAUUGUUGCUCUUCAUGGGAAGGCAUUGUUUGUGACUCUUUAGGCAGAGUCAUAAAUGUCUCUCGCCCUGGCCUUUUUUCAUCAAACGACAUUCUUUUUGACACAAUCAUGUCCGGUACUUUAUCUCCUUAUCUGGGCAACUUGUCUUCUCUUCGAGUCCUUGACUUGAGCAAUCUAAAAAACUUGAAAGGUCAAAUCCCACCACAACUUGGCAAGCUUUAUAAACUUACUCAUCUCUUUCUUGACUCCAACAAGCUUAGAGGACCAAUACCUUUGACUUUUACUCACCUUCAUAGGCUAGAAAAGCUCUAUCUUGGUGAUAAUUUUCUGUCCGGUGUUGUUCAUUCUAAUGUUGUUGGAUCUUUGAGGUCACUUUCCGAAUUGGGUUUGUCCGGAAAUCGAUUUUUCGGGCCGGUUCCUACUUCAAUUGUGAAGUUGAAUUUGCUCACCAAGCUUGAUCUUCAUGGAAACAAGUUCUCUGGCUCCAUUCCUUAUAGCAUUGGUGAGCUCAAGAGCUUGAAGUAUCUUGAUUUGUCUGAGAAUCAGAUUAGUGGAAGCAUUCCGAAAUCUGUCGGCGGGCUUUCGGAAUUAGUCCUUUUGUACCUCAACCAAAACCAGAUUUCUGGAAGAAUCCCUUCUUCAAUUUCAGGUCUUGGUUCUCUAUACCUUUGUAGAUUAUCAGAGAACAAGAUCUCAGGGAAUUUACCAAAUUCGAUAGGGAAGCUUUCAAAUCUCCGAAGACUAAUCCUUGAGAACAACAAAUUGUCAGGAAAACUUCCCUCAAGCCUUGGCCAUCUCACAGCUCUCACUGACAUAUUCUUCUCCAAUAACCAUUUCACAGGCAAGAUUCCUUCAAGCUUUGGCAAUUUGACUAAUCUACAAAGUCUUGAUCUCUCAAGAAACAGACUUUUUGGUAAAAUCCCUCCUCAGCUAGCUAAACUUCAAAAUCUUCAAAGUUUGGAUCUUUCAUUCAAUCCUCUUAGGCUUGUCAGCAUUCCAAAGUGGUUCUCGAAGAUGAAGCUUUUUCGGUUAAAGUUGGCGAAAACCGGGAUUAGGGGUAACCUUCCAAGUUGGUUGUCUUCAUCAUCAAUUUCCAUACUUGAUCUUUCAAGCAAUGGAUUGAGAGGGAGAUUGCCGAAUUGGAUUGGAAAUAUGACUAGUCUAUCAUUCCUCAACUUGUCAAGAAACGGGUUCCAUUCGUCGAUCCCCGUUGAGUUUCGAAACCUUUCUCUUCUAAUGGACCUUGAUCUCCAUUUCAACAUGUUCACAGGCCACCUAAACUCGAUAUUCUCAAAAGAGUCCCAAACCCCACUUGGCCAAUUCAACUCAAUUGAUCUUUCCAACAACAUGUUCACUGGCGCGAUUGACGACAACAUUGGAGAGAGACCAGUAAUGGCCUCAAUCAAGUCUCUUGUUUUGUCACACAAUCCAUUGAGUGGUGGCAUCCCCAAAUCAUUGGGGAAACUCGGCGAAUUGCAAGUUUUGGAGCUCGUGGGAAAUGGGAUUUCCGGGAAAAUACCGGUGGAGUUGGGAAACGCCAAGAAACUUACUACUGUUUUGCUUAAGAGGAAUAAGUUGAGAGGCAACAUUCCAAAGGAAGUCAUUAAUUUGAAGAAGCUUCGAGUUUUCGACGUCUCCGAAAACCUCCUGAGCGGAAGGAUUCCUCGCCACAAGGCCAUUUUCCCUGUCUCUUCAUUCUCAGGAAAUCAUGGCUUGUGCGGAGCUCCACUUCCUCCAUGCAAGCACUCCUAGCAAUUUCUCAAAAAUAUUAUCGUUACAUUUUUUUUUGUUUUUGUUUUUAUGUUUAUUCAUAUGUAAUUCCAUUGAUUCUUUGAUUCACAAGUUCGUGUGUUUUGCAUUCCUUGAAUAAAAGAAUUCAAAUUGUA
Molecule: messenger RNA, 2099 nt
Organism: Morus notabilis
Lineage: Eukaryota; Viridiplantae; Streptophyta; Magnoliopsida; Rosales; Moraceae
Product: receptor-like protein kinase 2
Exons: 1
Coding region: 34-1965 (643 amino acids)
Molecular function (GO): protein binding
Source: RefSeq, a predicted model, not a curated record